Messenger RNA from Octopus sinensis (East Asian common octopus), 414 nucleotides. RefSeq lists its product as uncharacterized. Bases 1 to 414 code for a protein of 137 amino acids. NCBI's taxonomy places the organism in Eukaryota, Metazoa, Mollusca, Cephalopoda, Octopoda, Octopodidae. The transcript has a single exon. The record is from RefSeq and is a predicted model, not a curated record.
AUGACAAGAAAGAAUGAUGGAGGUAGUAGCGACAACAACAACAACAAUAAUGAUAAUGUUUACAAGCAUAACGUCCUCAGCCAUGGGAGUAUUAGUAAAUAUCGAGUCAUAUGCCACUUUAACAAUGAUGACUGUGGCAGUGGAGCAGCUGCUAUUAACAAUCAUGAUACUCUCUAUGAGCCAAUUAUUUCAACUUCUGACUAUGUUACCUGUAUAUGUAACGGUACUAGCCACUGUUGUAAAAGCAAUAGUGUCAGCAGAAGCUCUGAAAACAAUGCCCUUAACCCAGAUGACACCCGCAUUGAUUCUAAUAUAAAUAAUGUUUAUGAGGCUCUCAAUAACCAAGGGAAAUGUUUUAACUUCAACAAUUGCGAUGGUAGUACUCUUGCUGGUAAUAAUCGCAACUCCGGAUAA